AUGAAGCCAUCAGGCACUCCCACAACAAGCCGAAAAUCUGCACCAGCAAAAUUAACAACGAAGACUGUAACAAAACCAAAAAUAGCAAGGAAAUCUAAAAAACAACAGCAAGAAGAACAAAAUGGAACUGGUACAUCAACGCCCAAACAACAAAAGCCGAAAACCGAUAAAAAGACACCUGUUGCGAAACGAUUAUCGUCGGCGAAUACCACUAAGACAAAUACAUCAGCUAAGAAACAACCAUCAUCGUCUCAUCAAAAUGAUCAUGUGCCAAUAUUUACAGAACAAUUUUUAGAUUUAUAUCGUAAACAAAAACAAGAAGUUCGUCAAUUAAAAGUAACGUUAACAAAUUUAAAUGAACAAAUAGCGUUAAAAGAAGCUCAACAAUUAAAAAUAAAACAAAAGAACGAUAGAUUAAAACAAUUAAUGGCGAAAGAAAAUGAAAACGAUUCAAAAUUAAAACAAUUAAUGAUUACAAUUGAACAAGAUCUUAGAGAAUCGAUGCAACUAGAAAAUGACGAAAAUAUUGUAGAUCAUUUGAAUAAUUCUACAGAAAAAUUCGAAGAUUAUAAAACAUUAAUAAAAAAAUUAGAAAAAAAGUGGCAAAAAAACGCGCGAAAAAGUAACAUUAGCACGAAAAUAUGA
Molecule: messenger RNA, 645 nt
Organism: Didymodactylos carnosus
Lineage: Eukaryota; Metazoa; Rotifera; Eurotatoria; Philodinida; Philodinidae
Source: the annotation of a GenBank genome assembly